AUCGAGCCCUCGAGAAGGGACCCCAUCGAGGGAAUAUCCACCUUCUCUCUGUCUCUUGCUCCCUCUCCCUGGGUGUCUCAUCCUUUCCUCCUCCCCUCCCUCUCGUGGUUCGUGACUCAUGGAGGAGAAUCAAGAGAAGUUUGCUGAUACGGAGAGCGGCGGCGGCGGCGGAGGCGGACGGGGGCCGGCGGUGCGGGCGAUCUGUGUCUUCUGCGGAAGCAGGCCGGGGAACCGGCCAUCUUUCAGCGCUGCCGCGCUCGACCUUGGAAAGCAACUGGUCGAAAGGCAGAUCAACCUGGUCUACGGCGGCGGCAGCGGCGGCCUGAUGGGCCUGGUGUCCAAGGCCGUCUAUGACGGCGGCCGCCACGUCCUCGGGGUCAUCCCUAGCGCGCUCCUACCUGAAGAGGUGUCAGGGGAGACAUUGGGAGAGGUGAAAGUGGUCAGGGACAUGCAUGAGCGCAAGUCAGAAAUGGCGAAACACGCGGACGCUUUCAUCGCCCUGCCAGGCGGUUACGGGACGAUCGAAGAACUGUUGGAGAUCAUAGCGUGGGCGCAGCUGGGGAUCCACAACAAACCGGUGGGGCUCCUCAACGUGGACGGCUUCUACAACAGCCUGCUCUCGCUGUUCGACAAGGGUGUCGAGGAGGGCUUCAUCGACGCCAAGGCGCGCAACAUCUUCGUCCUCGCCGACACCGCCGCCGAGCUGCUGAACAAGCUGACCGAGGCGCGGUUGGCGGCCGACGAGGAAGAUGGCACCGCCGCCGGAGGAGGAGAAGAAGAGAAGGGCGCCGCCGCAGGCGUCAAGAGGAAAAGAAGCUAGAUUGUUAUUAUUAUUAUCACGUGUUCCAGGCCAUCCACCUAUGCACUUUUGUUGUUUUCUUGAUCCGGAGUUUGUUGUUUUGUACUCCUAGGUUUCAUUCCCGCAAUGUGUGGAUCCAGCAACCAGCUAGCAUUUACUAAUCUUGCCAAGCAGUAACGCCUCUCGUGAUCGAUUAGCGCCAGCAGGAAGCAAUAUGCACUGCAUAUUUGAUGUACCUUCAUGUGGCAGCAAAUGUCCCGCCCUCUACGUACGUACUUAGUGUGUCAAACGUGUGCUAUAGUACUUGCUGAAUCUCUUCUAGAAAUAAGAUUAUUAU
Molecule: messenger RNA, 1136 nt
Organism: Setaria italica (foxtail millet)
Lineage: Eukaryota; Viridiplantae; Streptophyta; Magnoliopsida; Poales; Poaceae
Product: probable cytokinin riboside 5'-monophosphate phosphoribohydrolase LOG4
Exons: 6
Coding region: 119-820 (233 amino acids)
Biological process (GO): cytokinin biosynthetic process
Cellular component (GO): cytosol; nucleus
Molecular function (GO): hydrolase activity, hydrolyzing N-glycosyl compounds
Source: RefSeq, a predicted model, not a curated record